AUAAACAAAGUGCAUGCGUUUUCCAUCACGCCGCCAUCUUGCCAACUGGCUGGCGAGAUAAUCAUUCCUUUCAAAUAUAAACAUUUUGCAGAUUCAGCGACUGACGAAUCAAGGUCUGAAGAAUCUGCGAGUAAUAAUGAAGGUAUUAACGAAGGUAAGCAGAAAUAAAAUUGUCAUUAAACCGAGGCAGAUACAUUAAAAUUUAUCAUGAUAUUAAGACUUAAUUAAUACUUCUCUAAAUGAACUGUCAUGAUAAAUACAGAAAGAAGCUGUUCUGCUCCUCCGAACAAGCUGCCAAAACUCAGCAACCCAGACGAUCAAGCUGGAGUGUCCGGGAUCGAAGGUGGAAAAUUCUAAUUUUUUUUCUAUCUGAAUGUUAAACUUAUACUGACCAGUCCGAGAAAAAAAGUAUUUAUUCAAAUGAUGCAAGAAGUCUGGAGAAUUCCAAGUAAAACUGACUAGUAUUAAUUUCGUUUUGUACACAGCUUUGCCUGAUGAGGUAUUGGUCGAGGUGUUUAAAAACUUCUCCCUUAAAGAAAUGCUUAAAACAUUGUGCCUGGUCUCACGAAGGUGGAGGCACAUUGUAAACAAUAACAACAUUCUGUGGAGUUGCCUUAUUUAUGAACAUCAUGUCACACUCCAGUGGGUUCAGAUAUUUAUCCAUAAGAUAUAUCGAAAUGACAACAUCCGAAAUGAGGCUGGAAGCAUUACUAGGAAAUAGUAUAGAAUUUUCUAAACAUUUGAGAUAUUUGGAUUUAAGUGGACAACCGAUAUCAUCCCUUAAUUUCCUAUUGAUUGAGUCCUCUCCUCUUGAAACCUUGAUCCUUAAUGACUGUCAAAAAAUAGAUACCUGUUGUUGUACUGCUAUUUUAAAGCAAUUAAGAAAUCUUAGAAUAUUAUCGCUCAACCGAGUAGGAUUCACUGCCAAUCAAGUGGCAACAAUUACUGCCUCUUUAUGCUUAUUGAAUGUUCUGUGCCUGGUUGGUGUAAGCCUUGCGGGAAGACAUAAGACUGAUUUUGCAAAAAUUGAAUCACCUUCAGUUUUUUUUGAAAUAUCUUGCAGUUCUGAAGAUAAAGAACAUAUCUAUGCUCUAGGGGAAGAAUAUGACGUUAGUUUUGUUUGCCGCUAAGAGUAAAAAUAUGUUAUAUAACACGGUGGCAUAACAGUGUUGUGUUAUAGAAAAUAGUUUAUUAUAACAUUUACUGAAGGUCUAACCAAGACAUUUUGUAUCAGCAGGCUAUGGUAUUUUUUUUUAAUUUGUGUGUACAACUUCAAAUAUUUUCAAUUGAAAUUUUGUCAAAUAAAAAGUAUGUGUGUUCAAUUUUUAUUGAGGUUAUUUGAAGUAGGUAAGGGACUAACAUAUUAGGGGUUAUAAAUGUAUACAAAUAGUUGUUUUAUAAAUUUUAGAUGUAGUUACAAAAGGCCCUGUGGCUGCCACUUCUGGUUCAACCACAGGCACAAAGAUCGAUUUGGGUACUGUUGUGAAAGCUGCUGAAGGUUCGUGGGGUGUUUUGAAGCGAUUAUCGCAGGAAAUUACAGAUGAAAAAAGAAUGCAAUACCUUACGUUUCACUGGAAGCCUUCUGAGUCCGAUAUACUUCAUUCUCAUCAAGUUACCAAAGGAAAGAAGACGUGGAAAGUUUCUUUUCAAUUCAAAUGGCUAAAACAGUUUCCCUGGCUUUGCUACAGUAACUUACUUGAAGGUGGUAUUUGUAGUCACUGUAUCUUAUUCCCUCACAAAGUUACCAAGGGAACAACACCAGGGUGUAUUGGUCACAGCACCAUACCAGAAAUCGUACACUAA
This is a messenger RNA of Pocillopora meandrina, 1803 nucleotides long. NCBI's taxonomy places the organism in Eukaryota, Metazoa, Cnidaria, Anthozoa, Scleractinia, Pocilloporidae. The record is from the annotation of a GenBank genome assembly.